Messenger RNA from Pipra filicauda (Wire-tailed manakin), 2293 nucleotides. Its product is annotated as surfeit locus protein 1. Gene Ontology annotation, biological process: mitochondrial respiratory chain complex IV assembly. Gene Ontology annotation, cellular component: mitochondrion; membrane. NCBI's taxonomy places the organism in Eukaryota, Metazoa, Chordata, Aves, Passeriformes, Pipridae. The record is from RefSeq and is a predicted model, not a curated record. The transcript is spliced from 9 exons. The coding region runs from base 54 to 980 and encodes 308 amino acids.
CGCGGGUACCGGCCGGGUUGGGCCGGGCUGGGAGGAGCGGGGUCGGUGGGGCCAUGGCCGGGAUGGUGCUGAGCUCCGGGCUGAGGCUGCUGCGGGAGCGGCGGGGCCGGGCAUCACCUUGCUUGAUCAGAAGAAUGUUUUUUGGAUAUCCCCUAACCAAAGCAGGUUCUGGGCUGGUUCAGCACACUAAAGAUGUUUGCUUGAGGUUCUGCAGACCACGGAGUUCUGCAGCAGCUGCUGACACAUCUGGUGAUGAUGCCUUACUGAAAUGGGGCCUUCUCCUGGUCCCUCUGACCACCUUUGGUCUCGGCACAUGGCAGGUUCAGCGACGAAAGUGGAAAUUAGAUUUGAUUGCACAACUGGCAUCAAGAAUUACAGCAGAUCCUAUCCCUCUGACAUUAGACCCCAUGGAACUGAAGGAGUUGGAGUACAGGCCUGUGAAGGUCCGAGGGCGUUUCGACCACUCCAAGGAGCUCUACAUUCUGCCCCGGUCGCUGGUGGACCCGGAGCGGGAAGCCCGGGAAGCCGGGCGGCUGACAUCCCACCCGGAGAACGGAGCCAAUGUCGUCACCCCCUUCUACUGCACAGAGCUGGGGGUCACGAUUUUAGUCAACCGAGGAUUUGUGCCCAGAAAGAAACUGAAACCGGAGACCAGGCUGAAGGGACAGAUUGAAGAGGAAAUCGAUCUCACGGGGGUGGUGAGGUUAACAGAGACCCGGAAACCCUUUGUGCCUGAGAAUAACAUCGAACAAAACCGCUGGCACUACCGAGACCUGGAGGCCAUGGCCAAGGUGACCGGUGCUGAGCCCAUCUUCAUCGAUGCAGAUUUCAGAAGCACCGUCCCAGGGGGGCCCAUUGGUGGCCAGACCAGAGUGAGCCUGCGGAACGAGCACAUGCAGUACAUCAUCACCUGGUAUGGUUUAUGUGCUGCAACCUCGUUCUUGUGGUACAGGAAAUUUAUACAGAAGAUACCUCGGUGAGGGGAAUGUGUAACCUAUUUGUACUACAGUAGGAGCAGACUUUUAUGGAAGACAGGAGCCUGAUCAGUCCUGAACAGCUGAAACACGCAGGAUUUCAGGGCAGUGUUCCACAAACAUGUGCCUCUAGCAAGCUGCAAAUCAACUUUUAAGCAACCCCUGCAGACUCUGAGCUCCCACCAGCGUGACUUGGCUGCAGCUUGGAAGCACUGAACUUAAAACAGUAAUCAAGGACACAUUUUUGUGUUGUGGUUGAUUGUAAGCUACAUUUUAACAUCUGCAGUGCUGCGUUUUCCAAAGGACAAAUCCAAAGGAUUUUGUGAAUCAAAGUUUCUUUGCAUUGAAUAGCCAUUCCUGAGGUCAAGAGUGGCUCAAAGUCGUUGCAUCAGAGUAAAUAAAGGCCUACAGGUCUCUGCUUUGUGACUUGCAUUGUGCAUCUUACACUGAACAGUGACAGACCUGAAUUACAGCUUACUGUGGAUCCAGGAUGUGCAGCUGAGCUGCUGUUGCUGGGCUGUGUGUUCAAGGGAGAGGAAUUAUUACACAGGACUAGUAAUCAAGGGCAGUUGUUCCAAGUGAAAUACUAACCUGCUCUGUGCAGCCACUUCUGCACAGCACUGUUCUGUCAUUUCAUGGAAGGCAAACAGAAGUCCAGUAGUGCCACCCCUUGCCCCCAUUAACAGAGACCACUGAAACUUAGCUGGGGUUUAUUGUCUUUAUGUACAAAGCAAUCCAGUACAUCUUCAGCCCAGCUUAGUAGCCAGCUCUUUAGCCUUUGCUUUUUCCAGCUUAGCAAUGCGAGCCACCGAUUUUGGACCCAGGACAUUCCCGCCCCAGUGACGACGGAUCUGCAAAGAAGGGAGGACAGGUUAGAGGCCUCAUGCAAUCAAACUCACACAAUUCCACUCCUUUCUGCACAAGGGGAAGAGCUCCCUCAACUACAAAGCCCUACACGUUUCAAGCAACUGAACUAUAUUUUAGGACAGCAAAGAGAAAGAAGAGCUUAAGAUUUUUCCCCACGAUGGGUGUUGGGUUCAGCCAUCAAGUAACUCCUGGACUUGGGGGAUGGAGUUCAGCCAAGCAGAACUUUCCUACAAUCCUUGCCCUGGGAUAGCACUGUUUACUUCUAACUUGGUGACAGCAUUCACAUUUUACCCCAUCCUUGGGUAAAGAAUCUGGGUAUACCAUAAGCAACUCUAGGUGUAACACACCCAACAGACUAUAAGCUGGUGUCACUAUGUCUGAAAAAAUCUGAGUAUCUCUGGGAAGCUUUGGGGAAUUUUAACAGAAUAAAAUCCAAGACAAGGUCAGCAGCA